GUCUCUUUUAUGCUCCUUUUAAAGCAUGAGCACCUUCCUGCUUUUCCACAAAAGCGAAUAAAUAUCUCAUGUGACGGCAUUCUUCUUUCUUGUCAUUCAUUACCAUUAAAUUAUCGUCAAGUGCUUUUGUGGGUAUAUAGUUCUUUCUAUGCUCAUCCCUCUUUGGUUAGCGUUAGUUAUCGUCUGGUAACAAUAUCUCGUUUUCUUUUAAGUUCCUUUUGUUUCUAAAUUUCCGACAAUAUCAAGCCUUCUAGGUAUAUUUCCUUGAAAAUACAAAUGGAAGGAUACCCUAAACCGAAUAAGGUGAUGAUCAAAGAAGCUUGUGAGGAGACAAGGCUUGAACUAAGGCUAUGUCCUCCAGGAGAUGGCCUUUACUCCAUUGGUACAACUCAUCCCACUAACAGUUCAUCAAACACACUCAUGUUUAAAAGCUCGAGUAAAAGGGUUGCACAGCCCCCAGCAGUUGUAGGAUGGCCACCGGUGAGAUCAUCAAGAAAGAACAUUAUGACAUCUAGCUACUCCAACAAGGUAUCAUCUGUGGAUGAAAAAGUUCCUAUAGAUAGAAGUGGUGGCAAGAAACUUAGUUCAGAUAAUGAAACUAGUUUAUAUGUGAAGAUUAAUAUGGAUGGAGUUGUGAUCGGAAGAAAGGUUGACCUGAAAGCGUAUGAUAAUUAUCAAAGUCUCUCCUCAGCUGUUGAUGAACUCUUCAGAGGACACUUGGCAGCUCGAGGAGAUGCUUCUUCCCGUAUAACGAAUAAGCAAAAAGACGCAACAACAGUAGGAUUGUUGGAAGGAAACGGAGAGUUCACCCUAGUGUACGAGGAUAAUGAAGGAGAUAGAAUUCUUGUUGGCGAUGUUCCUUGGGACAUGUUUAUAUGUUCGGCAAAGAGGCUUCGUGUGUUGAAAACAUGUGAAUUGUCUGCUUUCCAUCUAUAGAAGGAUAGAUCACAAGUAAUCAACAAAACAUCAAUCUAUUAAUAUAUUAUUCGGUUUUGUCAGAUUAAAAAUUGUUAAAAAAUGGUUUAUAUAGUAAAAGUUCUCAUUUUUGUCGAAAAAUUGAAACAAAAUAGUGCUAGUUAAUGUAUUAAUGUGUAUUCGAGUUGUUGAUAUUUGCUCUUAUUUAGUUGCAUGUAAAUGGGAGGGGAUAUCAAGUCUUAAAAUGAAAUUUUUUGUUUAAACUUA
This is a messenger RNA of Lactuca sativa (garden lettuce), 1182 nucleotides long. RefSeq names its product auxin-responsive protein IAA28. Lineage: Eukaryota; Viridiplantae; Streptophyta; Magnoliopsida; Asterales; Asteraceae. The record is from RefSeq and is a predicted model, not a curated record. Gene Ontology annotation, biological process: regulation of DNA-templated transcription. Gene Ontology annotation, cellular component: nucleus.